UCGUCCGGAUCGUCCGCGAAUUUCACACUGUGCGGCGUGACCGGCACACCGUGCACUCAUCGGGCUCCGUUAAAACAGCGCACCUCAGUUUCGCAGAGUCCGCCGACACGUUCGCGUCCUUCCGCGGAGAUUCGACGUUGUCCUUGUUCCGUCGGGGUGCGUUUACUUUCGCGCGAGGGAGCACCGUAACGAUCUCGAGAAACGGUCGCCAAUGACUUGUCGAAUGCCGCAUUUCCGGAGCGGUUCUGCGAUGUGAUCGAUGGAUAGAUUACGUGGAGUCAGGCAUCUACGGCGGCAUUUGGUUACCUUUGUGCGAUUAGGAUAGGAUAAGCUGUUGUGCUGCAUCGAAAUCACGAAGUUUGUGCAUACAGUUGUGCGCGAGAACAAUAUAUAUCCGGCAUAGCAAAUAGACCAAAUGAACGACUCGAGACUACGUUCUUUAUUCCGCGCGAACGAAGCUGAUUGCGAUACAGCUUGGAGCAUCGAGGGAAUGCAUAAUAUCUGCUUCGGAUAAAUUCCAUGCUGAGAUUACACCGAGAUAAGAAGAGGGAGGAGGAAGAGGAAGAGAAGGACGAAUUUGAAAAGUAGCCUUCUUAACAAGUUGCACGUGCAUCAGCCAGCGACUUUGCAAGGGUGCUUCGGGAGCACCUUUGCAUCAACUUUUAGAUGACAUUAAACGACGUUCAGUUUAACGAACGACUUUGCUCUUUGCUCGCUUAAAUCAACAAAUGUCUAGCACUAUGCCGAUACAACGGAAUAUCGCACCUACGAGUAGAUCGCGGACGAAGCGUUUGCACGGCACGUAACUCUUCGAGGGAACUACGAUAUCGGCGUUUUCGACAUAUAUAUCACGUGGAGAAUGCCGAAGUAAGAUCGCAUCAUGAAUUUCGCCCUGUCGACGAUCGCCGUUUGGCUGGCCUCGGUGACACCUCGUUUAAGCUAUGCGCUUGACGAUGCGGACUAUUAUUCGUCCAUGGAGAGCGGACGUUUCGAGUACGCCAACGUUACAAACUGCACGAACGACGAAUGCAUCUCGGAUGAGGAUUAUCUCGAGAUGAUGGUGGAGCACAUAUUCCCGAAGCUGUCCGACUGGGUGUUGAUCGCGAUGCACAGCAUCGUCUUCGUGGUCGGUCUGAUCGGCAACGCGCUCGUCUGUAUGGCUGUCUAUCGGAAUCAUUCCAUGAGGACCGUGACGAAUUAUUUUAUCGUGAAUCUGGCAGUGGCCGAUCUGCUCGUCUUGCUCAUCUGCCUGCCACCGUCGGUACUUUGGGAUGUCACGGAGACCUGGUUCCUCGGGCUGAAGCUCUGCAAGGCUGUGCCUUAUCUUCAGACAGUAUCGGUGAGUGUGAGCGUUUUGACGCUAACUUUCAUAUCGAUCGACCGGUGGUACGCCAUAUGCUUCCCGCUGCGGUUCAAGUCAACGACGGGCCGAGCGAAAACGGCCAUCAUAAUCAUCUGGUUAAUAGCGCUUCUCUUUGACAUUCCGGAAUUGCUGGUGUUGCAUACGGUGCCGUCAAACAGUCGAGUGCAGACUGUUCUAUUCACACAAUGCGUUUGGUCCUGGAGUCAAGAGAGCCAAACUACCUUCACCAUCGUCAAGUUGAUCCUCCUCUAUAUCGGGCCACUACUCUUCAUGAGCGUAGCGUACUGGCAGAUUGUGCGCGUCCUUUGGAGAAGCGAUAUUCCCGGACACAAUCUGUCCACCAGGGUAUACCAUUCAAACGAGAUUCCAUUGUCUGGAGGUGGAAACCCGGAGGGUCAAUUGAGAUCCCGACGGAAAGCGGCGAAGAUGCUGGUCGCCGUGGUUCUCACUUUCGCGAUAUGUUUCUUUCCGGUCCAUUUACUGUCCAUUUUAAGGUCUACCAUGGCGCUACCGUCAAAUCAAUGGACAAUCGCUAUUAGUCUAAUCGCCCACUGGCUUUGUUAUUUCAACAGUGCGGUGAAUCCUGUCAUCUAUAAUUUUAUGAGCGGAAAAUUUCGGAAGGAAUUUAAACGUACCUUUUGGUGCUCCCGCAACAGCAGAAUUGGCGCCCAUAAACGUGGAUACGCGAGUGUCUUGGAUCCUCUUAAACAACGAUCACGGAUUAACACAAGAUCGACUCACACAGUGUCCAAUAAUAAUAAUGUUCAACAAAGUACCGAAGUUAUACCUCUCAGUGCUGUAAUCAAUAUGUCGCACAGCGAGAAAAUUGGAUGAAUCGAAUUUUGUGGAAAGUACAUCACACUAAAUUUUCUUUGUUAAACUGAGGUUCACAAUUCAUGUAACGCUAUCCUUUAAUCAAUUCGCUUGUAAAUAAGCACUUACGAGGUAUCAAUCCGCACGGUGUCAUUGAAUUUGCUGCUUCAUAAACAUAUUUCGUUUCAUAUCAAUAUUGCAGGUAUAGAUAAUAAGAAUCGCAGUAGUUAGUAAUUAAAAUUAAAAUUGGUUGUUUGAACGCAUAGCAAAAUGUGAAAGAAAAAUAAAACGUGCGAAUACAACUCCGUUUGUUCCGAUGAAACUUAAGAGUUUUGGUCUAAGCUCAGUAUAUUUCUUGCGCGUCUCAUUUGUAAUGUAAUAUUUAUUUUCUAUUAUACAUUUGGACAUGUCGAUCAAAAUAUAUCUACAAAGUUUAUAAUAAAGUGUACGUAAUUCUAUCUUAAAGUUAUCAUAUAAAGUUGUUAUAUAUGAUAUUAGUUCUACAAACUGUACAAUAUAUAUAUA
Messenger RNA from Harpegnathos saltator (Jerdon's jumping ant), 2701 nucleotides. RefSeq names its product orexin receptor type 2. Gene Ontology annotation, biological process: G protein-coupled receptor signaling pathway. Gene Ontology annotation, cellular component: plasma membrane. Lineage: Eukaryota; Metazoa; Arthropoda; Insecta; Hymenoptera; Formicidae. Gene Ontology annotation, molecular function: neuropeptide Y receptor activity. The record is from RefSeq and is a predicted model, not a curated record. The coding region runs from base 881 to 2197 and encodes 438 amino acids. The transcript is spliced from 7 exons.